This is a messenger RNA of Cannabis sativa, 425 nucleotides long. RefSeq lists its product as uncharacterized. Lineage: Eukaryota; Viridiplantae; Streptophyta; Magnoliopsida; Rosales; Cannabaceae. The record is from RefSeq and is a predicted model, not a curated record. Bases 71 to 265 code for a protein of 64 amino acids. The transcript is spliced from 2 exons.
AUUGUAUAAAUAGGGUUGGCUACGAAGAAGGUAUGAGAGAGAGAAUCGAAUUGUGGAGAAAGAGAGAGAAAUGGCGAAGCAAGAGAAUAAAGAGCCGUGCAAGAAGGAAGCAUGUGAUAUUCAAGCUUGUUUAUCUAAGAAUAAUUUUCUUUCUCAAAAGUGUGUUAGUGUCAUUCAAAAGCUUCAAUCAUGUUGUGAGAAGUGUAAUAACAACUCCACACAUUGUGGUUCUGUGGCUGGUCUCCUCAAGCAAAUUUCCAAGUAAAACAAACUCAACUCUCUUUCCAAGUAAUGAGGAGAAAGAAAUGACAUAAAUUUUAGUGAGAUUUUGUGGUGGGGAUUGCUCACUAAUUGGUGAAACAAACAAACAAUGAUGAUGUAUUAUAGACUUUGUAUCAAUGCAGAAGUGUUUUUUUUAGUCAUAA